Molecule: messenger RNA, 2088 nt
Organism: Eupeodes corollae
Lineage: Eukaryota; Metazoa; Arthropoda; Insecta; Diptera; Syrphidae
Gene: Mfe2
Product: peroxisomal multifunctional enzyme type 2
Exons: 2
Coding region: 172-1962 (596 amino acids)
Molecular function (GO): oxidoreductase activity
Source: RefSeq, a predicted model, not a curated record
GUUUGGCAACCAGUGCUGUUAGUCCAUCCCACCACCGCCGCUGCUGCUCAACAGCUGUUCUAACACAUUAAACGUCAAUCAGACAGCUAUCGAAAAGUAAAGUGGUUUAACAAGGAGAACAUUUCGUUUCGUUUCGUCUCUGUUGUUGUUUGCCCAUAGAAAGUUUCAAUAAUGUCAAUGCCCACAGAACUGCGGUACGACGGAAGAGUUGCUGUUGUCACCGGAGCUGGUGCUGGUUUGGGGCGUGAAUAUGCUUUGUUGUUUGGCUCUCGCGGAGCUAACGUCGUUGUAAAUGAUUUGGGUGGAAGUUUUCAUGGAGAGGGAGCUUCGAAGCGAGCUGCAGAUGUUGUCGUUGAUGAGAUCCGUGCCUUAGGAGGUACUGCGGUUGCGGAUUAUAAUUCUGUGGUCGAAGGUGAAAAGGUUAUCCAAACAGCUAUCGAUAAGUUUGGAAGAAUCGAUAUCUUGGUGAACAAUGCGGGAAUUCUUCGCGACAAGAGCAUAGCAAAAACGUCCGAUCUGGAUUGGAAUCUGGUGCAUGACGUUCACUUGAAGGGAUCGUUUAUGACAACCCGAGCAGCUUGGCCGCACUUCAAGAAACAAGGCUACGGACGCAUUAUCAUGACUUCCAGUAACUCUGGGAUAUAUGGUAACUUUGGUCAGGCCAACUACAGUGCCGCUAAAUUGGGCCUAGUCGGUUUAGCCAAUACAAUUGCAAUCGAAGGUAACAAAAACAAUAUUUUCUGCAAUGUCAUAGUUCCAACAGCCGCAUCGAGGAUGACGGAAGAUGUACUGCCCGAACUCUUAUUCCAAGAGCUGAAGCCACAAUUAAUCGCUCCUGUGGUGGCUUAUCUAUGUCAUGAAUCAUGUGAGGAGAAUGGAGCAAUCAUCGAGAGUGCAGCUGGAUGGGCCACGAAGGUCCAGACAGUUCGCGGCAAAGGUGCUCUUCUUCGGACGUCAUUAGAUACAAAGGUAAUUACACCAGAGUAUGUUAAGAGUGUUUGGAACAACGUUACUGACAUGUCUGAGGCAAAACACUGCCCUUCGAUACAAGAAGCAAGUCUUUCACUGAUGAAAAUUCUGGAAAAUGUCCAAGAAGGUCGAGUGGGACAUGAAGACACAUUUAAUUUUGGAUCAAAAGAUUUGGUUCUAUACGCUCUCGGAGUGGGAGCUUCUGUGAAAAACAGCGAUGAUUUGAAAUUCCUUUACGAGAACCAUCCAGAGUUUAGUCCAUUGCCUUCGUUCUUUGUUAUGCCUGGAUUGCUCUUGAGCAUGACAACGAACCUUGUUUCGUCGGCCCUUCCCAAUAGUCAGGUUGAUCUUACUAAUAUUUUGCAUGGGGAGCAGUACAUUGAGAUUCUUGAUGAACUUCCGACAUCUGGAAAGCUUUCAACUUAUGGCAAGGUAUUUGAUGUAAUGGACAAGGGAUCUGGAGCUGUGGUCAUUACCAAUUGUGAUUCGUACACGGAGGACGGUAAUCUUUUGGUAAAGAACCAAAGUGCAAUAUUCAUUGUAGGAGCAGGAAAAUUCGGUGGCAAGAAGCACCCUACUGAAGGGGUUAUUCCGACUAUUCCUGCGCCCAAACGCAAUCCAGAUUCAUCGGUUCAAUACAAGACUAGUGAGGAUCAGGCUGCUUUGUACCGUUUGUCAGGUGAUCUUAAUCCACUUCAUAUCGACCCAAACUUCUCUGCCAUUGCUGGAUUUACAACUCCCAUCUUGCACGGGCUCUGUUCGUUUGGUUAUUCGGUUCGAGCUGUUUUGGCUAAAUAUGCCAAUAACAAUUCGUCUAUGUUCAAGGCCGUAAAAGUGAGAUUUACAAGCCCAGUUUUGCCUGGACAAACUUUGAAGGUAGAAAUGUGGAAGGAAGGUACACGUGUAUAUUUCCGUACAUUAGUUAUGGAGACUGGAAAGGAGGUCAUAACUGGAGCAUAUGUGGAUCUUAAAGGAGCUGGCUCCAAGCUAUAAUUUUUAAAUCCAUCUUUUUUCAUGUAACAAUGGUAUUUUUGGGAUAGAUUUUGGUUAAUGCAUUUCUUAUUUUGUUUUUAUUUUCUUAUCGCAUAAUAAAUAAUAUUUUUUGUUUAUAUUCUUUUA